Messenger RNA from Setaria italica (foxtail millet), 1537 nucleotides. RefSeq names its product VQ motif-containing protein 11. The coding region runs from base 544 to 1167 and encodes 207 amino acids. The transcript has a single exon. The record is from RefSeq and is a predicted model, not a curated record. Lineage: Eukaryota; Viridiplantae; Streptophyta; Magnoliopsida; Poales; Poaceae.
CUAGGUCAGUCGGCUGUCGGCGUGCAUGACGGCAUCGUCCAUCUACCUGCAUGCUGUACUGUACCUGAAGAUGAGUGAAGUCUGAGGAGAGAAGAUCCAAGAGGAGACACCACACCACCAUAGCCUGCCUCAGUGCCCCGUAUCGUGAUCGUACUCUCUGUACGUGCCUAGGCGCGGCCAUGGCCAUGGGCCAGCGAGCCAGAGAAAGAGGCAGAGGGGGCUAGGGCCGGAAAAGAUGCAUGAUGCAGCACAUCAUGCAUGUACGCCUGCAUGUUCACGGCAGUAAAGCGAGGCAAAGGUUUUGCGAGGCAGAAAAGACCCCUGUCCCCCUGCGACGAUCCGUCCAGCUCCGGCCGUCCAUCCAUCCAUCGCCACCCCCGGCCGGCCGAUCCCUUUGGCUUUAAUGCAGCCUUUCUGUCCCUUAAAAAGCUACCAAGACCCGCUCCCGCCUUCGCCUCCCCCCUUCUCACCUCUCCUUGCUCCUUGCUCCUUGCUCCUUGCUCCUUGCUUUGCUUCAUUGCUUGGUCAGCUAGCUAGCUCCUCAUGGCGGCGUCCCGGUCGCCCAGGGUCGUGAGGGAGGCGGCGGCCGCGAGUUGCGUGGACGCCAACACCACGUUCGUGCAGGCCGACCCGGCCACGUUCCGCGCGCUCGUGCAGAAGCUCACGGGCGCGCCAGCGGAGAAGAAACCGCCGAAGCAGGAGGAGGAGGAGGCGGUGACCGUGGUCGCGCAGCAGCACGCGCCGCCGCCGAGGCGGCCGAAGCUGCAGGAGAGGCGGCGCGCGGCGCCGGCCAGGCUGGAGCUGCAGGCGCGGCCGCAGGCGGCGUCGUUCUACUACUACCACCACCACCACCACGGCCACCACGGGCUCAUGCAGCACUCGCCGGUGUCGCCCAUGGACGCCUACGUGCUGGCCUCCUCGUCGCCGUCGCCGCUGUCGUCGUCCUCGUCGAUGACGCCGUCGCCGCACUCGUCGUCGCCGUCAUGCGGCGGGGUGGUGGUGAUAAGCAAGGAGGAGGAGGAGCGGGAGGAGAAGGCCAUCGCCUCCAAGGGCUUCUACCUCCACGCCUCGCCGAGGAGCGCCGCCGGCGGCGACGGCGCCGAGCGGCCCAAGCUGCUGCCGCUGUUCCCCGUCCACUCCCCCCGGAGCGCCUACUACGCCUCCUAAUAAUCAGUCUCUUGUCACGUGUGCGUGUCGCCGGAUCAAGGAAUUCCGGCGAUGCUAGCUCUGUUCAUCAAUCUCUCUCUGUAGUCUGUGCCGCCUGUUUCCAUUAGAAUUUAGAUGAUCCAUGAAUGCAACUCUUGCUAGCCGAUCGAUCUUAUAUUAACUAGGUUUACUAGCUUCUAAUCCUCUCUCUCCUCUAUAUAUCCCAACCUAUUUAACCAUGCGAUCUCAUGAGCAGCAGUGAUCUGAUCUCUUGUGACUUGUGAGCAGCAGUCAACUUCUUGUUCUGUAACCCUAUCGGAGCAGUACGGCUGCUUGCUUGAAAAAGGCGCAUGUGCUUUGCAAAGCAAAGUUCAUUGAAGUUUCUAACGCA